AUGUAUUCGCAUCUGCUGCUACUGGUGUCUACUUUGGCAUACUGCCAUGCAUUAUAUUUCCACAUUGCUGAGACGGAGAAAAAAUGUUUUAUUGAGGAGAUCCCUGACGAAACAAUGGUACGUAACCGGCAAUUACAAAGUCCAAUUAUACGAUUAUACGACACGAAGGGCUACGGAGACUACCCAAAUAUCGGGAUGCACGUAGAAGUGAAAGAUCCUGAAGAUAAGGUUAUUCUGUCCAAAUUGUACACGUCAGAAGGAAAAUUCACAUUCACGUCUCAUCUUCCCGGAGAGCAUGUGAUUUGUCUAUAUUCGAAUAGUACUGCAUGGUUCAGUGGAGCUCAGCUUAGGGUGCACCUUGAUAUUCAAGCCGGAGAACACGCCCAGGAUUACGAGCAGAUUGCAACGAAGGAUAAGCUGAAUGAGUUGCAACUUCGCAUUCGUCAACUUCUAGACCAAGUUGAUCAGAUCACGAAGGAGCAGAAUUACCAGCGAUACCGGUUAGUUUUAGGUAGCUUCACCGUCGGUGCAUCCUCAGGCUGCUCCUAG
This is a messenger RNA of Cooperia oncophora, 549 nucleotides long. Lineage: Eukaryota; Metazoa; Nematoda; Chromadorea; Rhabditida; Trichostrongylidae. The record is from the annotation of a GenBank genome assembly.